Mizuhopecten yessoensis (Yesso scallop) is the source of this 3737-nucleotide messenger RNA. Its product is annotated as dnaJ homolog subfamily B member 4-like. The coding region runs from base 122 to 1171 and encodes 349 amino acids. The transcript is spliced from 2 exons. NCBI's taxonomy places the organism in Eukaryota, Metazoa, Mollusca, Bivalvia, Pectinida, Pectinidae. Gene Ontology annotation, cellular component: cytosol. The record is from RefSeq and is a predicted model, not a curated record. Gene Ontology annotation, molecular function: protein-folding chaperone binding. Gene Ontology annotation, biological process: negative regulation of transcription by RNA polymerase II.
UCGGGAAACACCGAGAACGGAAGUUGCCAUAUAUUUAAGUGAAACGUCAGACGGGAGUAGGUCAGUUAGAAACGUAACAGGUUUGAGCAUAUAGUCUGUGCUGUGAAUUACACUGUGCAACAUGGGGAAGGACUUUUACAAGAUUCUUGGUGUGACCAAGGCAUCAACCGACGAUGAAAUUAAAAAGGGAUACAGAAAAAUGGCGCUGAAGUAUCACCCCGACAAAAACAAGUCACCUGGAGCAGAGGAGAAAUUCAAGGAGAUAGCCGAGGCAUACGAUGUACUUAGUGACAAGAAGAAAAGGGAAAUAUACGAUAAGUAUGGCGAGGACGGUCUGAAAAAUGGUGGUCCCUCAGGGGGCGGGGGUCACCCUGGCCCGGGUACAUAUAGCUACUCGUUCCAAGGAAACCCUCACGAAACUUUCCGGAUGUUUUUCGGUACUGACAAUCCCUUUGAUAACUUUUUCCACUCCGGAUUUGGUGGUCAAGGUAUGGGUGGGCCCCGCCAGUACCAGUUUGGACAUCCUGGUCAAGAGGAUAUGGACAUUGAUGAUGAUCCUUUUGGAUUUGGUGGGCAAGGGAUGCACGGACACCAUAUGGGGCCGCACGUGCGGGGAAGGAAACGUCAAGACCCACCUGUUGUCAAGGACCUGCCUGUAUCUCUGGAAGACAUUCAUAGAGGAACGACUAAAAAACUGAAAAUCACAAGACGAGUUUUAAAUCCAGAUGGUAAAACAACAAGAAUAGAGGACAAGAUAUUAACAAUCGAUGUAAAACCAGGCUGGAAGGCUGGUACUAAGAUCACUUUUCCGAAGGAAGGGGAUCAGUCACCAAACAGUGUGCCAGCAGAUGUUGUUUUUGUGAUAAAGGACAAACCACACACACAGUUUGCGAGGGAAGGUAGUGAUAUAACAUACAAAGCAAAGAUUCCACUACGAGAUUCGCUGUGCGGCACAACAGUUCAAGUACCUACAAUCGACGGAAGGAAAAUACCUCUCAGAUUAACAGAUGUAGUUAAACCUAACAGUCUAAAACGAAUACAGGGUGAAGGACUUCCACUUCCCAAACAGCCCAACAAACGUGGGGACUUGAUAGUUCAAUUCGAUGUGACAUUUCCUAACCACAUAUCUUCUACAGCCAAGGAAAUUUUAUCUGACUGCUUGCCCAGGUGAUAAGUGGGGCAGUAUGACAAUUGUAGCUCUGUAGCAUUUGUGAUCACUUGGGACGACACUAACAGAGAGACGAAUCCCAAGUAUGUUACUUGUAUGUGUCCUAAUUCAAGAAGUACAUUUGUUCGCUGUGGCAUUACAUUUUAACUAACACAUGUGGAAAUGUUAGAGACAGUGCUUUUUAUGUCAGGAUUUGCUUUUGAUACAAUAAUCGUGCACACCUGUAAUUGACCUAACCAGGCUAUGCUGUCGGAGCCAUAGACACACAGCCAUGCAUGAAUCACAAUUGGAGUGGAACAUAUGUUACUUAGGAUUGUGUGGCUAUUAUGUCGAAUCUUGGAAGGGAGUGAUUGAAAUAACAAAUUGUAUCCUCAUUAUGUAUAAUCAUGAGGUUCACUCCCAGUUAAGCUCUUCAGCAGUUUAAUAGUUAUGUGUAUAAAAGCUUUGCUUGUAAAUUCCAGCACUCGUGAGGCGAGUCGUGUUCAUAUGAACAUUGUGGGAGUUUAAAUCUUGAAAUACAACUUGAUCUCUAUUGUGAGAGAGAAAGUUUAAAGGCGUACAAUAAAGUUUACAAUAUAUACCCAGUAAGCUGAUCGCCCACUAUGUUGCCUAGCCCUUGUUUGGCUAUCGACACGCCCUGUUUUAUUUACUAUGUACAGCAGUGAGCUAUGGGGUAAAAAUAGCGCCAAAUUUGUUUAAAUAAAUUAUAAGUUAUUUAACUGAAAUCUAGUCUGAUUAAAUCUAAAAUUUAUUGGUGUUGUAAGAUUAUACCAUGCUUGAAUUAACAGUUCAAAAUUAAUUGCCCCGUGAGGUCACUAUACUGUUCUUGUGUCAAGUGUCCAAUAUAAUUAUAUUUAUUGUAUAUGUCUGUAAUAAUAUAGAUAUAUAUUUGUGUUAAAAGAUUACAUAUAUGUUACUGAAGAUCGUUUCAGAAUAAAUUCAUAAGUUAAAGUAACAAAUUAAAGUUAACUUAAAUUACAAUGAGAUUGGUGUUCAAUCACCAUCAAUGCAGACAUCAAUGCAGACAUUGAGUACAUUUGCACUAAAAGUUUACAAGUAUUAUUUCCGUGGUAAGCAAGACUUAUAGAAAAUAGGUGGGAAUACUGCUAACAUUGUUAUAAUUAACUGUAUAUACGUUUUUAUUUUGGGAUGAAUUGUUUGUUUAUUUGGGUAUUUAAGUUGUAGAUGACAUGUUUGUACAGGAGCUCGAUCUAUAUAGGGAAAAGUCAUUGUUCAAACAUACAUACAUAACUCGAAGUCCAGUAUAGCUAGGUAGCUAUAUAGUUAUUAUUAGAAUGAUGUAGUCAAAUAUGUCGCUCACCUCCUGGGACAUUUUCUAGAGUUUUAACAUCAGUGUCUUUAGCCCCCAUUAUUUAUAAAAGAUUUAACUGUUUUAGAUUUCCUAUCACAAAACGUCUGACUAUUAGUUAUAUAUAAAAGUAUUUAUAUAUGCGAGAUGAAUAUCUGAUUAACAGUGCCUAGUACAAAUGACCCUGUUAAAUUCCUUAAGACAUGACAGUAGACGGGACAUUGAUGAGACAAUUUGGGUUUAACAACAUAGAUGUGUAACUAUAAUUUAUACCAAUAAAAUCAAAAUAUGUAAAUUUUGUUUCCCAAAUUUUGAAAUCAUGCCAAAAUUUCUAAAUGUUCCAAGAACACACGGUCUCUGAUCAUGUAAUGCAUGUAUCUAUAGGUCUGGGUAUACUAUAGGUAUUUACUGACAUAUAUAUAUAUUUUCUAUACUAGCUGAGGUCAUGGGAACAUGAUUAAACCUGGGGGUUAUGAAGGUUUAUAUAGGACUAUGUAUAUACCUGCUAGGUAAUCGGGGGAUCAGUGAGAUAGGGCUCCAUAAAUACAGAAGCUGAAGGCCUCUCUACUCUAGACAAAUGUGUACCUGCCAGUACUAUUUUUCACUGGUAUUCUUAGUGAUGUGCCCACACAUCUCACUGGUUUAAACUGUGCCUGGGGUACUGGAGGAAGGCCAGUGUGUCUCACAUUCAGUACAGCUCUGCCUAAACAUCAUUUGUAGAGGUGUCCCACGUAUCGCCUGGAGGGGGGUCCAUAAUCUGUUGGCAUCCUCUAAAACCUGGCAUGUCCGCUCAAGUAGUCGCUACCUCAUUAAUAUUAAUCACUUGUACACAUAUAUAGUUAUAAAUACACAAUGCUGGAAAUUUGUGUUAUAUCACAAUUAAAUAAAAGUCAGAUCUGAUCCUAAGUUAUGUACCGGAGACAGAGUGAGACUGAAUUGGAGGCUGUAUUAGUCGAAGACGAGGCCAUGUGUUACAGGUUUCUGUCUGAUUCACCAUCACUCUAUCUGUAGAAUGUAUGGUUAGGCAGCUAACAGCCUAUCCUAGUCAUAUUAUUUUGCUGAUUUUUUUUUGUGUUACUCUUUUAUUUAUAUAAGAUAUGAAAGAAAUUGUCGAUGCUAUAUAGCAGUAUUUGUGUGUGAUUUAGUGCAAAAGAUUUGGUGAAAGUUGAGUAAUCGGAAAUGAGAGCUAGUCGAUAUAAAUGUGUAUGGCAGCAAUUCAUUUCAUUAUACUGUAUAAAUAAAGAGGCUUGUUAAAUUGUA